UCUCGGCGCGAUCACAGAGUAGGCCGGUUACACGCUGCAGCACAACCUUGCCUGCCCGCUCCCCUCCCUCCUUCGGGGAAUCGUAAAUCGUGCCUUUGAACUCACCGCUUUUCGGGAAAAGUGCGACGCCAGCGCCCCGAGGCUCCAGCGCUGUUGUUGUUGUGCAAGCCCCCUCGGCAGUCGUGCAAUAGUCCUCGGGCCGUACAGAACUCUUCGACGAGUUUUUUCUGAGAGUUCUCGCUAGUUCGGAGUGCGGAUCGGAGUUUCGACGAGACGUGCCGGUGCACCUCUGCGCAGUCAAGAUUUCAGCAAGAGUUGAUGGUUGGUUCCUUGUUAUCGUUAUUUUCUUAGCCUUAAGGAAUUGGUGAAAAAAGUGAAGUGAAGCGAGAGCCUCGCGGGGUGAUGAUGAUGAUGAUGCGAUGAUCGAGUGAUGGAAAAAGUAAAAGAGUGCAGCUUCUGGCUUCUGUUUUUGUGAGCGCGCGGGCAGAGAAAGGAGAGGAGACGAGGAGGGGAAAAAAAGUGAGGUUAGGUGCGCCCGAGCCAAACAUGUUUCUCGUGAGCGGCGGGGAGCGGCGGAUUGCUUUGAUCCGACUCACUCCUGCAUCAGUGUUCCACUAAUGGUUUUAUAUCUCGAAUAUGCGACCGCUCGGCACUCAUGGCUCCAAACAAGGAAAAGAGGUUCAGACUAGCCAUGUCCAGUAAGUGGUGUCCAGUAUUGAAAUUCAGCAUAGACAGGAAAGUAGUACGCGCUUGUCGCGAGAGAUAGAAUGAGUGGACCUCGACCAUCCGAAUCACGCUGCUUCAACGAGAAUUCUCCGAGGCCCCCUGUUCCUGGUGAGGAAAGGGGAGGCUACGCAGGCAGGUGUCAGUCGUCGAGUGCGGAUGCCCAUACUCGGCACCUAAAUUGCGAUGCCACUUGCGCGUCUUUGGAUUUCGAACCGGUGGGUCGCAGAGACGCCAGCAUGCAGGGAAAGAGAAGCGACCAGUCAGCUACUGCAGCUUGUCUGCAAUGGGCAAGAAACCUGCACACGUUGUUGGAGGAUCCAAAGGGCCUCGAGCUCUUCGAGCAUUACCUCCAGCAAGAAGGACACAUCUAUACUCUCUCCUUUUGGUUCGCCUGCGAGGGUCUCAAGGAGGAGAGGGAUCCUGCCAAGCUCCAUUCCAUCAUCAAGGUCCUUAUCAGGAGGUUCUUCCAGAGGCCGCAGCUAGCGUUGCCAGAUAAGGUGCGCAAGGAGAUGACGCGCCGGUUCCGCGAGGGCCAGGCCGACAAGCGAAUGUUCGACCUGGCCCAGCAGGAGGUCGAGCGACUCAUCGAGAAAACGACCUACCCGAAUUUCCUGCGCUCCGAGGUCUACCUGCAGUACGUGCGCUACUGCCAGAGCGCAGAGCUCGAGGCCCACGCGAUGGCCUCUGCUCAAGACACUCAAGCCGGAGCUCAAGAAGGUGAAGAUGAAGAGGCUACCACCGCUGGCCGCGAUAAUGAGUGCUCAAGCUCGCCGGACGAGCCCUCGCUCUCCUGCGCGUCUAGUCUACUACCCACGCUGCACGAAAACAGCGAGUUGACGAUACAGCAGCAGCAGCAGCAACAGCAGCAACAGCAACAGCAACAGAAGCAGCUACACCACCAUCAUCACGCUCAUACGCAAUCGCAGCAGCAACAGCCAGCGACGAUGGCACCAGCGGCGGCGAGCGACUUCAACAAGAGGGAGAUGAGACUGACCGCAGACUUGCUCAUGGCGACGGAACAGCACAGGAUCCGCGACGUCAGACCAAAACCGGAGGCCUAUGCCGGCAUUUACCUGCAACCUGGAGCUAGUCCUUACCACGCGUCGGUAUCGAGACCGCGCGCCCAAUACUCCUCGUACAACCCGGUCUCUAGGCAAGACUCGGAGCUCCAGAGCCUGAGUAGCGAUGCUCGCACCGAGUCCGAUAAUCUCUCACUCAACGACGCGUCUGUUGAUGAGGCGUAUAUGGCGAAGCGUAAUAGCCGCAGGCAACAUAUAAGGCAGUUACAACAGAUUAAAAAGUCAGCGAUGAUAAAUCGGGAUCCAUCGGGCUAUGAAAGUUUCGUACCGCGGACGCAACGAGUUACGAAAGCUCAAAUUCAAGGGAUGAAACCCGAGGAAUUCGCCAAGGAGCUUAUCAAGAAGCUAGAGUUCGUCAAGUAUGAGCGUGAAAGUGCCGAGAGAUGCCAGCGCAAGAUAAAGGAAAUCGACAUGUCUAUCAGUCAUAGUGACAGCCCAUGCGAUGUCCCGGGUGUUCAUAGUCAAUCUCAGUCACAGUUCUCGUCCCAGCCUCAGUUGGCUUCGCAAGCAGUGCCGCCACAUCAAGCGCGUAUAUUCACAGAUACGCUGCGCGAGAAGCUCCAGCUCGAGGAGGACAGCGACCAGGCCAUUCUCGAUCAGCACGUUUCGCGAGUCUGGUCUGAUUUGACACCUUCGCGUUCACCUAAGCUAGCUUCUCCUCGGCCUCGAUCACCCGACAAAUGUCGGCGACCUCAACAGCUACACCAACAACUUGGCCCAGCCACCCCAAGUCAACAAUAUUCUGGCAGUAGAGCUUCGUCUGUCGCGUAUCGCAAUCAACGCAAGGAGAAAGACGUUUUCUCAACUUUCUCGGGAGACAGCGGGAAUGUUCACGACUUUCCGGAGGCGGGUGAGCUUCACGGAGCUGGUAGUAUGAGUUCGCUAGGUUCGCAUUUGCCUAAAAGUAAAUCCGUGCCCUCGGAUUACGCCGAUUCACUGCACAAGCAAGACCUUUAUCUGCAAGGUCAAGACCCUCGCUACAGAAGGUUAGACGCAACGCGAUCUUCGGCGACGAAGAAAUCGAUGACGGAGCUCACUGACAGCGGUGUUUCGGUUGUAAGCGACGUGUCACCAGCUAUUGUCAAGAAGGACAACCGGCUGCUCAACUGGUUGAAAGAGAACGAUAGCAGCGUUGGUGGUAAAGGCGAAGGCAACGUUACCACCAAGCCCGUCGUCCGCAAGAAGUUUAACAAUAUGCCCCAGCAGCCGUUUGUCGGCGACCCUGGUAUGCCUCUGCUACCUCAACCUCAUAUCCCAACGCAAUUGGAAGAGGCAAAGAGAAGGUUAGAGUACGAGCAAAGUCGCAAUAGACAACGAUACCCGACAAGUGGUAGUGGUACCAAACAGCAGCAGGAGUACGAUUCUAUGCCACAAAUGCCACCGAUGCAAUCGUGCCCGCAAUCAAACCAAUCGACGCUUCGCAGAGCUAAGCAGGACGCUCCUAGUGACUUUACCAUCCUUGUGCUUAGUUUCUGUGACGAGAAGGUACCUUACAGGAUCAAGAUAUCCGGCUCUAAUGUAACCCUCAAGCAGUUCAAGGACGUUCUUCCUAAGAAGGGCAACUAUAGAUACUUCUUCAAAACCGAGUGCGAAGACUUGGAUAUGCAAGUCAUCCAGGAGGAAAUUACAGAUGAUGCCGAGGUUCUACCGCUGUGGGAGGGCAAGAUCAUGGCCCAGGUGAAAGCGCUCGAGUAGAGAGGCUUAAUCGCAUCUUCCGCCGCCGCACUCCUGUCCUCCGUCGAACGCCGGAACACUGAUUUUUCCAAGUGCUUCCUCUGUUGUUCUUCUGCGGAAAUUUCGGGCCACGAAAUUCGCGUCAACGAAGCAACGCAACGAAAGCCAAGGAGAGACUUGUCGCGCGAGCUACUGUCGAUUGCGGCAUCACGACGAAAAUUACGGUCUAAUCGAUUGACGAACAGUCUGUUUAGCAUUAAGUAAUUACUUUUUUAAUUAUUUUUUAAACGUAUUCCGUGCGUGUGAAAGCGUGAGUGCUGAAGAGCGCAUGUCACAUCGGCCGACGAUACUUUUGUGGCGUAAGAAAAUUUCACAAAGAGUUUGUAUACGAUUGUACAUACUAGUUACGUAUUUAUAGUUUUUAAAAUUCGAAAGUUAAGGAAGAGAUGAGGAUCAAUGCUUAUAUCUUUAAAAAAAACUUUCCUUUAACUGCUUUCGGAUAUUCUUCGCAAUACCGUUUAUCAUUGUUGAAUUUGGUAUGCUGUAACCGAAUCGAUCUGAUUUCUCACGUGUCUAGAAAACUUUAUUAUUGUUGAAGAGCCAAGAGCAAGGCGUCACAAAAGUACCUCCACCGAUACGAAGCAAGUGGCUUUUAAUGAAAAUGUAAAUACAGCGAGCGAAAGAGAGCACGUAAAACAUAAGAGACGAAACAUUAAACUCGAGACCAAGCUCUCCGAGAGCGAGCCGAAAAAUCAUGCGAUAAGAAGUCCUCUACUUCUUUAUUUUUUAAUUUGCCCUAUUUCGAAAGACUUGUGAAACGUAUGUGUACGUACGUGUCGCCUCUUUUUAUAUAAAGUCAUGAAACAAAACUAUUAUUAUUAUUAUUAUUGAUAAUUAUUGUCUCCGACCGACUGUACAAAGAGCCUGCGUAGUUAAUCGCCUUAUCGAGGUCUGCCAUGGACCCUAGACUUUACAUAGGGGAGAAAGCAAAAAGUUAUUAUAUACGUUCAAGGAAACAGAAAAAAGGUUAGUCGAUAAGAUUUACAGAUAUUAUGUAUAUUAUAUAUACAUACAUUAUCUCAGUUAUAUAUAAUAUGUAUAAUAUAUUAUAUAUAUAUACAUACACUUUAGAGUUUUCGCGCAUCGCGGACACGUGGAGUAAUUGUCACUGACCGCGAAGCGCGGAAGGAAAGUGUAUAGGGCGGCCGAAAGGAGAGAAAAAGAGUCAGGCGGAGUGACGACGCAUAUCGACAUUGCGCCGCGUGUCGCCGAGCCACAUAACAUGUAACAUACAAAUCGUACGCAUUUUAAAAGGAAACGAAGAAAAAAAAAACAAAUGAACAAAGCAUUAAUGUUAGAUGAAGGAAAAAGGAAGAGCACGUUUGAGGCACGACUUUAAUGGCUCCGAUGGUUUGAAAAAAUUUAUAUGAGUUAAAUUUUUGCUAUUAGAAGGAGACGUUGAGACCAGAGUCGUCGAAGUCGCGCCUCCGUGAAAGAAUGAGAGAUUAUUCGCAUUGAAGAAUUGAAUAAGAAGAAAAUGUGAAAUAAGCUCAGUAGGCGGCUGAAAAAUAAGGAGAGCAACGGAUAAACAAAUAUUGAUCUCUUCUUGCGAACUUUUCUUAUAUAUCGGGUGCGGAAAAUAAAUUGUGCCUUUUUAGUGCAGUAAGCCGUCGAACGUAAGCCUAAGCCGCGGCUGUGCGUUUUCUUUGUUCUUUCGUUCAAAGUGUGUAAUAAUUAAAAGAGAAGCGAGUGCACGCGAGAGUUUCUGCAAAGUUUGCUCGCAGCGGACGGCCAUUGGUAAGACCAAUCUCGUAAAAUUUCACUUUGAUUCUUACUUCUUUCUUACCGUUGUAAAUUUUUUUCGUAAUAAUAAUGAAAAAAAUAAGCAAAAAUUUAACGUCUCUCCGAAAUCCCCUUUCUUUUUUUUUUUUUUAAAGAGACGGGAAAGAUCUCGCGACGACUUUUAUACCUAGUAUUAUUUUAGGUAAAUUAAAUGAGAAAACGAAAAGGCGGCUAAUUUUAGUGGAGAGAGAAUUUUUUAAGGAACAAGCAUGUGUGCAACGUGUAAAAUAAUGAAAAAAAAAAAGACUUCUUAUCGAUGCAACGAUGAGUGAGUGAAUUUACUUCGAUGCUCCGUUACGGCACGAUCUGUUUUUUUUCUACUCUGUAUCUUCGCCCUUUUAACUGUGUACAAAGUUUCUCGAAGAAGAAUGAGUUUCCUGCCCUGGUCUCCGCUGUACAAAGGAUAAUAUAUCGGAAUAUAUACUGUUCGAAUGUCCAAGGGCUUUCUGGGUAACUCGUCGUACUGCCGCGUAGCCGAUUAUUGUAAAACGUUACGUUCGUUUUCUUUUUUUAACGAUAUUUGUUCUCUCUCUCUUUUGUCUUAAUUGUAACGACGAUAAUGCAAUUUGAUUAUUAUUAAUGAAUAUCACGAUCGAUAAAUUGUUCCUGUACCUAACUGAUUUAUAAUGAUUAUUAUUGUAUAUCGAGAGCAUUGAGGAUAAUAAUAAUAAUGCGAUUUUCACUGGA
Molecule: messenger RNA, 6008 nt
Organism: Nasonia vitripennis (jewel wasp)
Lineage: Eukaryota; Metazoa; Arthropoda; Insecta; Hymenoptera; Pteromalidae
Gene: Axn
Product: axis inhibition protein, axin
Exons: 11
Coding region: 768-3500 (910 amino acids)
Biological process (GO): negative regulation of canonical Wnt signaling pathway
Source: RefSeq, a predicted model, not a curated record